Perkinsus marinus ATCC 50983 is the source of this 174-nucleotide messenger RNA. RefSeq lists its product as hypothetical. The transcript is spliced from 3 exons. Lineage: Eukaryota; Perkinsozoa; Perkinsida; Perkinsidae. The coding region runs from base 1 to 174 and encodes 57 amino acids. The record is from RefSeq and is a predicted model, not a curated record.
AUGCUCAAUGGUCCCGACUCCCGGAACUACCCCUUUGUUGCCGCGGCUGGCAAGGAAGCACUUAAUUUGAUAGAGGUGAAACAGAGAAAGGCUGACGUGGAAGCUUCGGUGAUUAAACCUCAGCCGAUUACGAGUUUGAGCUCAGUUGGUAUCGAUACAGGCCACUAUAUUUGA